Molecule: messenger RNA, 6896 nt
Organism: Volvox carteri f. nagariensis
Lineage: Eukaryota; Viridiplantae; Chlorophyta; Chlorophyceae; Chlamydomonadales; Volvocaceae
Exons: 32
Coding region: 1-6561 (2186 amino acids)
Biological process (GO): spliceosomal tri-snRNP complex assembly; mRNA splicing, via spliceosome
Cellular component (GO): U5 snRNP; catalytic step 2 spliceosome
Molecular function (GO): U6 snRNA binding; pre-mRNA intronic binding; protein binding
Source: RefSeq, a predicted model, not a curated record
AUGUGGAUCAUGAUGCGCCGUGAGAAACGUGAUCGUCGCCACUUCAAACGAAUGCGCUUCCCGCCUUUCGAUGACGAGGAGCCGCCGCUAGACUACGCGGACAACUUGCUGGAUGUGGAGCCGCUGGAGGCCAUUGAGAUGGAGCUCGAUGAGGACGAGGACGCGGCCGUGUACGAGUGGCUUUACGACCACCAGCCGCUCAAGUACACCAAGUUCGUUAAUGGACCCAGCUACAAGAAGUGGAAGCUGCCCCUGCCGGUGAUGGCGACCCUGUAUCGACUGGCCGGCCAGCUGCUUACAGAUUUCCCCGACCGCAACUACUUCUACCUUUUCGAGCCGCAGGCGUUCAUCACGGCCAAGAGUCUCAACAUGUGUAUCCCGGGGGGCCCCAAGUUUGAGCCUCUGUUCCGGGACAUGGACACCCGCGACGAAGACUGGAACGAGUUCAACGAUAUUAACAAGCUCAUCAUCCGGUCGCCAAUCCGCACGGAGUAUAAGGUAGCGUUUCCGUACCUGUACAACAACCGGCCUCGGAAGGUCCGGUUGAGCGUGUACCACCAUCCCAUGUCGAUGUACAUUAAGACGGAGGACCCGGACCUGCCGGCCUACUACUACGACCCGCUCAUCCAUCCCAUUGCGGCGUACCGUUCUGCCACGGGUGGCCGCAGGGCACAGAUUGAGCAGGAGGUGGGCGGAGAAGACGACGAGUGGGCGCUACCGGACGGUGUGGAGCCGCUGCUGUGCGAGCAGCCGCUGUACACCGACAACACCGCGUCCGGCAUUGCGCUGCUGUGGGCGCCCAAGCCUUUCAACCAGCGUUCCGGGCACACGCGCCGCGCAUUUGACGUGCCGCUGGUUAACAACUGGUUCCAGGAGCACUGCCCUCCGUCAUAUCCCGUCAAGGUGCGCGUCAGCUAUCAGAAGCUGCUAAAGAAUUACGUUUUGAACAUCCUACACCACCGGCCGCCCAAGAGUGUGAAGAAGAAGUACCUGCUGCGCGCGCUCAAGGCCACAAAAUUCUUCCAGUCGACAGAGCUGGACUGGGUGGAGGUCGGCUUGCAGGUGUGCCGGCAAGGUUACAACAUGCUCAACCUGCUGAUCCACCGCAAGAAUCUGAACUACCUGCAUCUGGAUUACAACUUCAAUCUGAAGCCCGUCAAAACGCUGACCACCAAGGAACGCAAGAAGAGUCGUUUCGGUAACGCUUUCCACCUGUGCCGUGAAAUUCUCCGCCUGACGAAGUUGGUGGUGGACGCGAAUGUGCAGUUCAGGCUGGGCAACGUGGACGCGUAUCAGCUGGCGGACGGCCUGCAAUACAUUUUCUCGCAUGUCGGCCAGCUGACGGGCAUGUACCGCUACAAGUAUCGGCUGAUGCGACAAAUCCGCGUCUGCAAGGACCUGAAGCACCUGAUCUAUUACCGCUUCAAUACGGGACCGGUCGGCAAGGGCCCGGGCGUGGGCUUCUGGGCGCCCAUGUGGCGCGUCUGGCUAUUCUUCCUGCGUGGUAUUGUGCCGCUCCUGGAGCGAUGGCUCGGCAAUUUGCUGGCGCGCCAGUUUGAGGGCCGCCAGUCCAAGGGCAUCGCAAAGACGGUCACCAAACAGCGCAUUGAGUCUCACUUUGACCUGGAGCUGCGCGCGGCGGUGAUGCACGAUAUCCUGGACAUGAUGCCUGAGGGCGUAAAGCAGAACAAGGCCCGCACCAUUCUACAGCACCUUUCGGAGGCGUGGCGCUGCUGGAAGGCCAACAUCCCAUGGAAGGUGCCCGGCCUGCCCGCACCUGUCGAGAACAUGAUCCUACGGUACGUGAAGCAGAAGGCGGACUGGUGGACCAACGUGGCGCAUUAUAACCGUGAGCGCAUUCGCCGCGGUGCCACGGUGGACAAGACGGUGUGCCGCAAGAAUUUGGGCCGCCUGACGCGCCUUUACCUGAAAGCCGAGCAGGAGCGGCAACACAAUUACCUGAAGGACGGGCCGUACGUGACGCCCGAGGAGGCCGUCGCCAUUUACACCACUACCGUGCACUGGCUGGAAAGCCGCAAAUAUAGCUGCAUUCCAUUCCCACCGCUUAACUACAAGCAUGACACCAAGCUGCUUAUCCUGGCGCUUGAGCGGCUUAAGGAGCAGUAUGUAGUGGCGGUGCGACUUAACAGCCAGCAACGUGAGGAGCUGGGCCUGGUGGAGCAGGCGUACGACAACCCGCACGAGGCGCUGCAGCGCAUUAAGCGCCAUCUAUUGACGCAGCGCUCCUUCAAGGAGGUGGCGAUCGAGUUCAUGGACUUGUACAGCCACCUGAUCCCUGUCUAUGAGGUUGAACCACUGGAGAAGAUUACAGACUGUUACCUAGAUCAGUACCUCUGGUUCGAAGCCGACAACCGCCACCUGUUCCCCAACUGGGUGAAGCCUGCCGAUACCGAGCCCCCGCCGCUGCUGGUGUACAAGUGGUGCCACGGCAUCAACAACGUGACAAACGUGUGGGACACCACUAACGGGGAGUGCGUGGUGAUGAUGCAGAGCGAGUUCGAGAAGAUGUACGACAAAAUCGACCUCACGCUUAUGAACAGGCUGCUGCGUCUCAUUGUGGACCACAACAUCGCGGACUACAUCACAGCCAAGAACAACGUGGUCAUCGCGUACAAAGAUAUGAGCCACACGAAUUCGUACGGCCUCAUCCGCGGUCUGCAGUUCGCGUCGUUCAUCAUCCAGUAUUACGGCCUGAUCCUGGAUUUGCUACUGCUGGGCCUGACGCGUGCCAGCGAGAUCGCUGGGCCGCCACAAUGCCCGAACGAGUUCCUGACGUUCCGUGACGUCAAGACCGAGACCCGCCAUCCCAUCCGCCUGUACAGCCGCUACCUGAACAGAGUCCAUAUAUUGUUCCGGUUCACCGCAGAGGAGGCCAAGGACCUGAUCCAGCGCUACCUUACGGAGCACCCUGACCCCAACAACGAGAACAUUGUCGGCUACAACAACAAAAAGUGCUGGCCCCGUGAUGCACGCAUGCGCCUCAUGAAGCACGACGUGAACCUAGGCCGCGCUGUUUUCUGGGACAUGAAGAACCGCCUGCCACGCUCGCUGACCACGUUCGAGUGGGACAAUAGCUUCGUGUCGGUGUACAGCCGCGAUAACCCCAACCUGCUCUUCUCCAUGGCGGGUUUCGAGGUCCGCAUUCUGCCCAAAAUCCGCAUGGCGGCCGAGUCGUUCGCCAACAAGGACGGCGUGUGGGCACUGCAAAACGUGCACACCAAGGAGCGCACGGCGCAGGCGUUCCUCCGCGUGGACGAUGAGGGGCUAAAAGCCUUUGAGAACCGCGUGCGGCAGGUGCUCAUGUCCUCGGGAAGCACCACAUUCACCAAAAUCGCGAACAAGUGGAACACGGCGCUUAUUGGGCUGAUGACCUACUACCGUGAGGCCGUGCUGCACACGCAAGAGCUGUUGGAUUUGUUGGUCAAGUGCGAGAACAAGAUUCAGACGCGCAUCAAGAUUGGCCUUAACUCGAAAAUGCCCAGCCGUUUCCCGCCGGUGGUGUUUUACAGCCCCAAGGAGGUCGGCGGCCUGGGCAUGCUCUCUAUGGGCCACAUCCUCAUCCCGCAGUCCGACCUGCGCUACAGCCAGCAGACAGAUUUGGGCGUAACACACUUCAGGGCGGGUAUGUCACACGAGGAGGAUCAGCUCAUCCCCAAUCUCUACCGCUACAUCCAGCCCUGGGAGAGUGAGUUCAUGGACAGCGAGCGCGUGUGGUCGGAGUACGCGCUGAAGAAGGAAGAGGCUAAGGCGCAGAAUCGCCGCCUGACGCUGGACGACUUGGACGAUAGCUGGGACCGUGGUAUCCCGCGCAUUAACACGCUAUUCCAGAAGGAUCGCCACACGCUGGCGUACGAUCGCGGGUGGCGGGUGCGGCAAGAGAUGAAGCAGUUCCAGAUUACGAAGAUGAACCCGUUCUGGUGGACGCACCAGAAACACGACGGCAAGCUGUGGAACCUGAACAACUACCGCACUGAUGUCAUCCAGGCGCUGGGCGGUGUAGAGGGUAUCCUAGAGCACACGCUGUUCAAGGGGACGUACUUCCCGACGUGGGAGGGUCUGUUCUGGGAGAAGGCGUCGGGCUUCGAGGAGUCUAUGAAGUACAAGAAGCUAACAAAUGCCCAGCGCUCCGGUCUAAACCAGAUUCCUAACCGCCGCUUCACGCUGUGGUGGUCGCCAACCAUCAACCGGGCCAACGUGUACGUGGGCUUCCAGGUGCAGCUUGACCUGACGGGCAUCUUCAUGCACGGCAAGAUCCCGACGCUGAAGAUCUCGUUGAUUCAGAUUUUCCGGGCGCACUUGUGGCAGAAGAUCCACGAGAGCGUGGUGAUGGACCUGUGCCAGGUGUUCGACCAGGAGCUGGACGCGCUGGAAAUCGAGACCGUGCAGAAGGAGACGAUCCAUCCGCGUAAGAGCUACAAAAUGAACUCGUCAUGCGCCGACAUCCUGCUGUUUGCGGCUUACAAAUGGAACAUGAGCAAGCCGUCGUUAAUGGCGGAUACGAAUGACGUGUACGACCAGAAGCCGUCGAACAAGUACUGGGUGGACGUGCAGCUGCGCUGGGGCGACUACGACUCACACGACAUUGAGCGCUACACGCGCGCUAAGUUCUUGGACUACACUACCGACAAUAUGUCCAUCUACCCAUCGCCGACGGGUGUCAUGAUCGGGAUUGACCUGGCGUACAACCUGCACAGCGCGUACGGCAACUGGUUCCCCGGCAUCAAGCCGUUGGUGGUCCAAGCGAUGGCCAAGAUUAUGAAGUCGAACCCCGCGCUUUAUGUCCUGCGCGAGCGCAUCCGGAAGGCUAUGGAACGGUUGAGGCACGCGUCGCAAAACUACGGUGAGCUGUUCUCCAACCAGACGGUCUGGUUCGUGGACGACACAAACGUUUACCGCGUUACCAUUCACAAGACUUUCGAGGGCAACUUGACUACGAAGCCCAUUAACGGCGCCAUCUUUAUCUUCAACCCCCGCACGGGCCAGCUCUUCCUGAAAAUCAUCCACACAUCCGUGUGGGCGGGCCAGAAGCGCUUAUCGCAGCUGGCCAAGUGGAAGACGGCGGAGGAGGUGGCGGCGCUAGUGCGGUCGCUGCCGGUUGAGGAGCAGCCGAAGCGCAUUAUCGUGACGCGCAAGGGCAUGCUGGAUCCCCUGGAGGUGCACCUGCUGGACUUCCCUAAUAUCGUUAUCACCGGCUCGGAGCUUCAGCUGCCGUUCCAGGCUGCCAUCAAGCUGGAGAAGUUUGGCGAUCUAAUCUUAAAAGCCACGGAGCCGCAGAUGGUAUUGUUCAACAUCUACGAUGACUGGCUCAAGACCAUUUCCUCCUACACGGCCUUCUCUCGCCUCAUCCUCAUCCUGCGCGCUUUGCACGUAAACCCUGAGAAGGCGCGCGUCAUCCUGCGGCCCGACAAGUCAAUUGUGACGCAGCCGCAUCAUGUGUGGCCAAGCCUUACGGACGAGCAAUGGAUCAAGGUGGAGGUGGCGCUCAAGGACCUCAUUCUGGCGGACUACGGGAAGAAGAACAACGUCAACACGCAGGCGUUGACACAGUCAGAGAUCCGUGACAUCAUCCUGGGUGCGGAGAUCACGCCGCCGUCCCAGCAACGGCAGCAGAUUGCGGAGAUCGAGAAGCAGGCGCGCGAGGGUGGGCACAUGACGGCCGUCACCACCAAAACGACUAACGUCCACGGCGAUGACCUGAUCGUGACCACCACGUCGCCGUACGAACAGGCUGCCUUCGGCUCCAAGACGGAGUGGCGCGUCCGCGCCAUCUCCGCGGCCAACCUGCACCUGCGCGUCAACCACAUUUACGUCAAUAGCGAUGACAUCCGCGAGACAGGGUACACGUACGUGCUGCCCAAAAAUCUGCUCAAGAAGUUCAUCUGCAUCGCCGACUUGCGCACGCAAAUUGCGGGCUACAUGUACGGCGUGUCCCCGCCAGACAACAGCCAGGUGAAGGAGGUGCGGUGCAUCGUGGUGGCGCCGCAGUGGGGCAACCACCAGAUAGUCAACCUGCCCGCGAACCUGCCGGAGCACGACUACCUGAAGGAUUUGGAGCCGCUAGGCUGGAUUCACACGCAGCCCAACGAGCUACCACAAAUGGCGCCGCAGGACGUGAUUGCGCACGCCAAGAUGUUGGAGGCGCAUCGCAGCUGGGACGGCGAGCGCUGCGUGUUGGUGACGGUGUCGUUUACGCCCGGCUCAUGCUCGCUGACGGCAUACAAGCUGACGCCAGGCGGCUACGAGUGGGGCCGCAGCAGCAAGGAUAUCUCGGCGAACCCCCAGGGUUACAAACCGGACUUUUAUGAAAAAGUCCAGCUGCUGUUGUCAGAUCGGUUCAUGGGUUUCUACAUGGUGCCUGACACGGGCUCUUGGAACUACAACUUCAUGGGCGUCAAGCACAGCCCGUCCAUGAAGUACGGCUUGAAGCUGGCGAACCCCAAGGAGUUCUACCACGAGAUCCACAGGCCGACGCACUUCCUGGAGUUUUCGACGCUGGAGGACGCGGACCCUGGCGUGGACGUUGAGAACCAUUUCGCGUAGUCGCCGAGUGAGAGGGGUCCCGCAGGUAUUCUGCUGAUGGACAGAGCAGUUGGUUAUUGAUUUGAAGUUUGCGGCACCAUUCAUGUUCAGUCUACUGAUAACUGAUGUUCUGUCGAUGCUUUCAGGCUAUGUGACCUCUUAGUAGUUGUUAGACAUGAUGUUAGAUAGUUGUGAUGUGGAACGCUGCUACACUUGGGGUUUGACAAUGCGUCGCGUGUGGCCGCAAGCUGGUGUAUAUAAUUUUUUUCAGCCGGCAGGGCGAUGCAAGUGACAAAAUAGGUGUAUGGGUAGAGUAUAUUACCGGUAUGACCAAAUGUAACCCAUUUUUUCGUCUC